Sardina pilchardus (European sardine) is the source of this 3255-nucleotide messenger RNA. RefSeq names its product GRB10-interacting GYF protein 2-like. The transcript has 3 exons. Bases 360 to 1604 code for a protein of 414 amino acids. NCBI's taxonomy places the organism in Eukaryota, Metazoa, Chordata, Actinopteri, Clupeiformes, Clupeidae. Gene Ontology annotation, molecular function: GTP binding. The record is from RefSeq and is a predicted model, not a curated record.
CAAAGUGUCAGGAACCUCAGCAAAACAUAAAACUUUUAUUUUUUUUCAUCUGAUUGAGUGAACAGUUCCUUAAUAGUCUCAACAUCGUCUUCUGUUGUCAACUGGAGUAAAGGAAACAUGUUUUGAUAUUAAGCCUACAUAAGUAGACUCGCCUACAGCUAUCAUAAAACAACACAAGCAAAUAUCGAGUUAUUAAUAGCCUACAGUGCAGGUUUCGGUUUCGUAGAGGCGUUGGAGGCGCAAGUGGCAGAAGAGAAAAGGGAGCAAACAGUUUGUUUACUCAAUUUAGAGGACGUACAAAUCAGAUUCCCAUAGGCUUCCUCCCUGACUACUUACUUGGCUGAGGGCCCCAAGGAGAGAUGGCUUCUUCAUGUGGUUCAGCUGCCCUCAGACUGGUACUGCUGGGCCCGCCCGGAGCGGGGAAGUCGACCGCCGCAAACGCCAUCUUGGGCCGAGACGUCUUCCCGGAGUGCGUCACCACGAAGAGCUCCGUGCAGACACAGAUCAUCGGCGGGACGAGCAUCUCGUUGAUUGACACCCCGAGGUGUCUGAUGAGUUCCACUCCGAGCGACGGCGGUGUGCCGAGCGGAGAAGACCUGGAGGAGUGUCUGCGCGCCGCGGCUCCGGGACCCCACGCGUUCCUCCUGGUCGUCCCCCUCGGGAGCCCUCUCUCCGCGGAGCUGACCGGAGCCGUGGAGUGGAUCGGACGGAGACUGGGCGAGGAGGCCCUGCGGACGACCGUGCUUUUGUUCACCAGGAGGGAGAGGGUCACCAGGCGGGAGUGGGACUGCUUCCUGUCGCGACAGGAGGUGCGGGACGUGAUCGGACGCUGCGGGGGAGGGUGCCACGCCGUCAACAGCAAGGCGGAGAUCGAAGCGAGCCAGGUGACGGAGCUGCUGGAGAAGGUGAGGGCCGUGGCGGAGAAGAGGGGAGGCGGGCACUACGCGACGGACGCGUUCCUGGCGGCUCGGAGGAGGAGCAAAGCGGAAAGGGAGGACGCGAGUGCCGUGGCGGGGAGAGAGGAGCGGAAAUGGGGGGAUAUGAGAAAAGAGAUGGAGAUGAAGCGACAGAUGAGACAGGAGGUGAAGAGAAGAGAGGAGGAGGACAAGAGGAGACGGGAGGAGGAGAGGAGAAAGAAGGAGCAGCUGGAGCUUCAGGAGAAGGAGAGGAGGAGGAAGCAGCGAGAGGAGAGAGAGAGAGUGCAGAGAGAGAGGAGGAGAUUGGAGGAGGAGAAGAACAGACAGCAGCAGGAGAAGAGGAGGCUGGAGGAAGAGGAGAGACGACAGGAGGAGAUCAGGGAGCGACUGGAGGAGGAGAGCAAGCAGCAGGAGGAGGUGGCCAGGAGACUAGAAGAGGAGAGCAGGCAGCAGGAGGAGGUGGCCAGGAGACUGGAGGAGGAGAGGAGGAAGCAGGAGGAGGAGACGCAGAGGCUGGUGUUGGAGAGGAGACGCAUUCAGAUGGAGCAGCUGAAGGAGAAGGAGGAGAACCAGCAGGUGGCCAGAGGAGGACGGCAGCAGCAGCAGCAGCAGGCUGAUGGUUGGAAAACAGCGGAGAGGUGCGCUGCAGUAGCGGGGGCCUUCCUGGCACCUUUUUUCAGACGCUAAACUUUACCGACAGACAGACAGACAGAGGGAUAGACACAGACAGACAGACAGACAGACAGAGGGAUAGACACAGACAGACAGACAGACAGACAGAGGGAUGGACACAGACAGACAGACAGACAGACAGACAGACAGAGGGAUAGACACAGACAGACAGACAGACAGACAGACAGAGGGAUAGACAGAGGGAUAGACACAGACAGACAGACAGGUACAUUUAUAGGUAGAAAGAUGCUUCUGUAUAGAUGUCUGGGCUGAUGAAUGCAUGAUUGGAGGGGUGAAUGCAUGAUUGGGGGGGAUUGAGGACUGCAUGGAAAAUGGACAGAAAGUUCCACAGAGAUUUAAACUUGAAACACAAGCCCCAUUGAUAUGGGCACGCUUAAAAAAAAAAGAAGAAGAAAUCGGGGAAAAAAAUGGCCUCACAUAAACACCUCAGGUGACCAGAUUCAGCCUGAUGUGACAAAAUGCUAAAUUUGGGUCCUUUUUGUAGACAAACUUCAGAGGUCUAUUGGACUGUCUAGAGAAGCUAACUCACUAGCCACUCUGUGGCUGUUAGCAUGUGGCAAAAUGAUAAUUCAAUGAUUUCACAACAAGGGAUAUGCGUUGGAUAAAAAAGUAAAUGGGCUAAUCUUACCUGCCAACUUUAUUCCUCUCGGGAAUCAAUCCGUUAUCUAAACUGUACGCCACUUUGGAAUUACUGAUAAAGUGCCCUGCUCAGCUUCGUAAAUCAACUGUCAAAUCCAGUGGAAGCGUAAAUUAUUAUGAAUAAAUGUAUAUUCAUCAUAUUUUGAAUUUUUCAACACGGUUUAUGUCAGUUGAGGAAUUAAUGGCGGGAGAGAAUUUUGUUUUAAUACUGUAAGUCACUUUAUAAUCUGUACGUUAAGUUCUAUGAUUUUUCUAGUUCUAUGUUGUGUUGCAUUGUGAGGCCCAGCCCGGUCAUGGGCACAUUUGUUGCUAUGGAACGUGUUGUUGAUUGUCGCCUCUUGGUAUAUACAUACUCUUAAUCCCAAUUCUCAAAAUGAGGAAGUGUUCAUGCUAUAUGACUUAACAUUGAAUUGAACUGCAUUACAUUUUUUGUCAGUAUGCCUCAGGCAACACUCCAUGGUGGCCUCGGCUACAUACUCGUGUCAUGGGCCUGUUGAUCUCUGCUGACAGUAGCUCCACAGCGCCCUCGCUGUUGCCCUGUGUAAACCAGUGGUCAGAUAUUGAACUGCGGCUAACCAACUGACAAACACAGAAGAGAUUCAGCGGUAUACUGUAAGAAACUGCUGGACUUAAGCAAGAAAAAAAGUUAUAUACUUUAAAAUACACUUCAACGACAUUAUGGAGUGACAUCACUGUUCUUAAUCUUUAAUUUUCUCUUCUGUUCUUAUCUAUUCUUCUAAAUCCUGUUCACAGUGUGUAAUCUAAUUGCCUAUAGGGUUUUUUUAUCUGAUGUUUAUCUACCUCGACACUUAAAAGUUUUUCCUGGAUUUUCUGGUAUCAUUAAUAAAAUAUAUUUUGAAGAAAAUAUUUCUGGACAGAAUGUAUUUCUUCCUAAUGUGACUGAGUCAAUACAUUGCCAUUAUUAUAACUCUAACUUGGUGGAAUCAGAGGAAAAGUGAAAUUCUAAACAAUCUGUGGUUAGGGUGAGAACAGUCUUUGAUGAUGA